Mauremys mutica (yellowpond turtle) is the source of this 1508-nucleotide messenger RNA. Its product is annotated as transmembrane emp24 domain-containing protein 11-like. Bases 1011 to 1508 code for a protein of 165 amino acids. Gene Ontology annotation, biological process: Golgi organization; intracellular protein transport; endoplasmic reticulum to Golgi vesicle-mediated transport. Gene Ontology annotation, cellular component: COPII-coated ER to Golgi transport vesicle; endoplasmic reticulum-Golgi intermediate compartment; endoplasmic reticulum. The transcript has 6 exons. Lineage: Eukaryota; Metazoa; Chordata; Testudines; Geoemydidae. The record is from RefSeq and is a predicted model, not a curated record.
AGGAACUCCAAUAGGCCAUCAAAGGCCUCACCACCUUCCACUCUAAAUGCAAGGCAUAUUUUUUCCUUAUCUUCUCUAUCAUAAAUGUACCAAAAUGUGUGUGUCCAGUGCACAAUUGUCUGCUUGGGGAGAACAUGAGUGAACCAACUACUGGAAGGGGCUCUUGUACUAUGGUGAGUGCUGCCUUAGGAGGGCUGUGUUGUGAGCUGAUGGGGUGAAUAUCCAAGUGUCUGUCUGCUGUGACCAUUUGUUUGACUGGAUCUAGUUGCAGGGACUGUUUGACGAUGUGUUUGUUUGAAAAGUGUGACUGUUUGAUCGUGUGGUUGGUUGUUUGAAAAGUGUGAAUUGGGAGCGCUUUGUUCCAGGUGGGCCUUGAGUGGUUGAUUGGAGGGAAGGCUUUGAGCUGGGCCAAGUGCUACGAGCCAGCAGCCUGAUAAAAAAGCAGCCAGUUGUGAACUGAGUGAGUGGUGAACAGAGGACAGGCAAACGGAGUUCGCUUGGGAGUUCACUUGCGGGGAGUUCCCACAGAGUGUUUUUGCCUUUCAGGCUUCUGUGAGCAGUAAAUACAAGAUCUGAAGAGGCUCUUAGAAGAAAGACAUUAUGGAUAGUGAGCAAUCAGUGGUUGUGACCUGCAUAGGAUGUGCCACGUUUGUCUUUCUCCCAGGGGAUAGAAGCAACUUCGUCUGUACGAAGUGCAAGCUGGUCUCCAUAUUGGAAGAGAAGGUUAAAGGACUAGAGACCCAAGUAUCAACCCUGCAUUGCAUCAGAGAAAAUGAAGAUUUUCUGGAUAGAAGUCAGCAUUUGGUAUUGCAGGCACAGCAUGCUGAAGAAUCCGAGAGGGCAGUGCAGAACGGGGAAGAAAAUUGGCAGCCUGUGACCUCCAGAAGGAGAAAGAGGAGAACCCAUGUAUCCCCAAUGCAGAUAGAGGGGAAAGAGAGGAGAAAUGCAUAAUAGAAGACAUUCCAAGUGAUACCUUGAUUACUGGGAGUUACAAGGUACAGCAAUGGGACAUGCAUGAACACAGGUUUCUUGAAUCUGCUCCUGGUUUGGGAAUGUUUGUGACCAUUACAACUCCUACUAAGGAGCUACUGUUGUCAAAAUUGUAUGGUCCACAAGGAACAUUCUCUUUUACGUCACACUUACCUGGGGAGCAUAAUAUCUGUUUGCAGUCUAACUCCACAAAGCUCAUCUCAUUUGGAGGAAGUAAACUGCGUAUCCACUUGGACAUUAGAGUUGGAGAGCAUUUUCUUGAUGAAGCUAUCGCUCAAGCCAAGGACAAAGUUAAUGAAGUUAACUUUAGACUCGGACAUCUAAUUGAGCAAAUUCAUCACAUAUCCAAAGAACAAAACUAUCACAGAGAACGUGAGGAGUACUUUCGAUUGACAAGUGAAGAAACGAACAGCAAUAUGCUGCGGUGGGCUCUUGCACAAACAUUGAUCCUUAUCUUAGUUGGAGUCUGGCAAAUGAAAUGUCUUAAAGAUUUCUUUAUAGCUAAAAAGCUUGUUUAA